Pocillopora damicornis (cauliflower coral) is the source of this 2328-nucleotide messenger RNA. RefSeq lists its product as uncharacterized. NCBI's taxonomy places the organism in Eukaryota, Metazoa, Cnidaria, Anthozoa, Scleractinia, Pocilloporidae. The record is from RefSeq and is a predicted model, not a curated record.
UGCAUUCAGGUGAGUGUUAAUGUUUAUCAUGUGGCCGUGGCUUGAAAUUCACUGAAGUUGCUGUAUUUUCACACGCCUCUGCAUGGAAAUUAAACGUAAAGACUAUGGGGAACAAGCAGACCUCCCAGCUAGAGCCAAUCAAGCUAUCACCACACAACGAAAGCCUUUCGAAAUUAUUUAAGGAACUUGCUGAAGUUACAGAUGGAAUAUCAUCCAUAAGAAAAGAAGUAUUUCAGAACUACUUCAGAUCUGAAGUAAAUGAAUUUGAUGAGCCACUCUUCUCACUUAUAGCAUUAAGUGGAGGAUGUGACAGGAAUGCAGUGCAACUAGGAUGUGAUGAGUUUGUCAAUGGAUUUGAUGUUUUCUUAGAAAAAGGAGCAACAUCUGCAGGAAGAUUAGAAUUAUACUUUGCACUGUUUAGUGAUGGACAAUCAACCAUGUUAUUUACAGAUCUGGUGGAGAUGUUCCAUAUCUCACGAUCUCUUGCUGUUGUUGUGGCUGGUACUGCCCUUCAGAGUCCUAAGCCUGAAUCACAGACAAUAGCAGAUGUGUGGGCAAGGUCAAUUAUUGGUGAUGAUGACAACACUCAAGUAGACUGUCAAACAUUUUGUAGCUGGGCCAAACAAAACUGCCCAAGAGUGUUUGAUGGAAUUCACUGCUGGAUGAGGAAAAUGCUCCUGCAAAGAGGAAAUUCAGCUGCAGCAGCCACUCCAGAGGGAUUUCCAGCAAUACCACGCGUCUUAGAUCCAAUACACAGCCAUUCCUUACUGAAUACAGAAACCCUGUGGAUUCUCUCUACCAUCCUGCCACAUUGCUUCAUAAGAGGUACUCCUUUAACAUUCAACACAGGCAGUCUCCAGUCAGAAGUCUUAGAAGAAAGAAUUGCAAACCCUGUAGAGAGAUGUAAAGAAUGGACCUUACUCUAUGAUAGUCGUGAACAUGGUCAGAGUUUAAACAGGUUCAAGCAUCACUGCAUGGAUUACCGUGGACCUACUGUCGCUCUGUUAAAGGUUGGAAAGGAAGGAUUACUCAUUGCAGCUAUUGAUGUCGAAUGGAGGGAAUCAUCAUCAAGCUGGGGAAAUUCUGGAUGUAGGAUUAUUCAAGUGAGACCCAAGUUUCGGGUGUUAAGAGCUGGUCCAAACUUGAUCUUCUUUAACGAGAGGGCGAGAGGUUUGCCAUCAGGGAUAGUUCUGGGUCAGACUUCAAGGCCUUGUGUCACACUGGAUGCUGAUUUAACUGCUGCUAAACUUCAUUAUCAGAUGGAUUUGACGCCACAGACCAUCAACAAAAUAGAGGUUUGGGGAUGUGGUGGACAGGAAUUGAAAGCAAAACAGCAAAAACAACAACAAUGGGAACGAAAACAAGCAGAGAAACUUCAAAAGGUAAAGCGACCCGGGAGGUGGGAUGAAAACCCAGACAGAGCGAUUCUGGACAUGGCCGGUGUCACUACAAACCACAGUCAACGAUAAAACAGACUGCGCGCAUCCGAUAUUUCAUCGACAUAUCUCGGAAGACAUCAUUGUUAUUCCAUUAAUGCUAUUCAGGGUUACUCCCACGUGUGCAAAGAAUUUUCGCAGGGAGGAAUGCGAUUUGAAUAUCACCGAGGAAAAACAACCAAAAAAAAGCAUCUUCGCCUCGAAAAGAUUCCAACAGCAAAACAGGAAAAGCUCUUUUUGACACAUCAUUGAAAUACUUGAAAUAUUGGGGGAUAACUUGGUAGUAUUCCAAGCCCAUUUAUCAUAUAUCUCAGGAAGUGCGUUAUCGACUAAGUGUGUGGUAAAAUUAUGAAGUGUGUUGAUGUUCUGUUUUGAGGUCAACAUAGCUGGAUAUUGUUUAAGUUCUCUUUUUGCCGUUUUUGUUGCAUUCAAGGUAAAAACAAAGAAUAACGGGACCAAUAUCCAGCCAAUCUGAUUGAACAAAUUUGGUUUGGUCUUUUUUUCGUGUUCAAAGCGGAUAGUCCCGAGCAGAAAAGGUUGGCCAUCUUGUCCACACGGUAGCCAAUCCUAAAAAAAACGGCUCGCUUCGUUGUAUCGUCCAAAGAUUAGUUUUGAAUGUAUCUUAGAAUUUCUUAUGAUAAUGUAGUCAUCACAUGAUUAAAUAAAAAAAAAAGAACCUUUUUUCAUGAUCGCACUAUGGUAUCCAAAGAUUCAUCACAAGUUCUAGAACUUUAGAAUUUACUUCAGAUAAACAAAAAUUUGUAAUAGGAAAUUUGUAAGGCAGUGAUACAUUUGCAUAUACAUUUCAGGAGAGGCCAAGAAUUCGAAAUAUUCCAAGUGUUAUUGGGACGCUGCAUGCAUUUAUCACUUGAUAAAUGACUGAAACAUUUUA